CUAGGCCGCGCCGACGCCGAACCGCAGCAGACACGCGCGCGGACAGCGUACGAGGGAGCGAAGCUGCCUGAGGUAGAGGAGGAGGAGAACAUGCAGGGCGGCGGCGGCGUGGACCAGCCGCCGAUGCAGAUGGUGCUGCGGGUGAGGCACCCGUCGUCGCUGGGCGGCAGCGGGGCGGACGAGGACGACGGCGAGGGGUCCUCUAGGUCGGCGCUCUCGGUGUUCAAGGCCAAGGAGGAGCAGAUCGAGCGGCGCAAGAUGGAGGUCCGGGAGAAGGUGUUCGCCCACCUCGGACGCGUCGAGGAGGAGUCCAAGCGACUCGCCUUCAUCAGGCAGGAGCUUGAAGGGAUGGCCGACCCUACAAGGAAGGAGGUGGAGUCGAUAAGGAAGCGGAUCGACACGGUGAACCGUCAGCUCAAGCCUCUCAGCAAGAGCUGCGUCAAGAAGGAGAAGGAGUACAAGGAGGUCCUGGAGGCGUACAACGAGAAGAGCAAAGAGAAGGCUCUGCUAGUGAACAGGCUAAUCGAGCUUGUGAGCGAAAGCGAGAGGAUGCGGAUGAAGAAGCUCGAGGAGCUCAACAAGACGGUCGACUCGCUCUACUAGACGCCAGUCGGUGCUCCGUGCUCUGCUCACCCACCUCUCCAUCCACUCAUCCAUCCAGAGCUUGCACGCUCGCCCUCUGUAAUCUGAUCCCCGUGUGCCGUGGAUUCGUGACCUGUUCAAGGUGGUGCUUGUAGUAACUGAUGUUUUUCGUUGGGUGAUCCUUUUCUCUUCUUUUUUUCUUCUUCUCUCUUUGGUCUCUUUUAUUUCACCAGUUCGUACGAGUCUCGUUGCACUGUCAUUGUCGAGUAAAACUGACGUACUGUAUUUAUAAGCAACAAACAGGUACCAGCUGCUGUCUAACCACGUUUUGAUGGUUCAUUCA
Molecule: messenger RNA, 925 nt
Organism: Zea mays
Lineage: Eukaryota; Viridiplantae; Streptophyta; Magnoliopsida; Poales; Poaceae
Exons: 4
Coding region: 91-603 (170 amino acids)
Source: RefSeq, marked validated